AUGUAAUUUUUGUGUGUUGUCUACUACGCUCUCGCUGUGUCUACAAAUAAUUUCGUUCUCAUUCAACAACAUGUGAUUUUUUGUAUACGUGGAAUCAGUAUCAUGACAGCAUUUGAUGCAGAUGGACUGCCUGACGUGGUGCUUCUCCAGAUAUUCAGGCUCUUGAAGUUCUCUGAUCUAUGCAAAGUUGGGAGGGUUUGCCGCCGUUGGUAUGGUCUCUCACGGAGCCAGGCCCUGUGGACAUGCGUGGAUGCCAGCGCACCUGAAAUCAGCUCAGUGCAAAUGGACAGGCUGGCCUCAGUGCUGACAGACUCUGUUCGGUGGUUGUAUGUGUCAAGCUUCUUGCACUGUGGCCUCUUCCUGUCUCCGGGAGCUCUGCGUGACCUUCGAGCCCACUGCCCUUACUUGUCCACCCUUGUCAUCAAGAGUGCUCUUUUGACAACUCUCGAUGACUUUGCCCCUGUAACUGUGGGAGACCUCCCACCCACUCUCAAGACCCUUUCACUUCGCCACUCUUUUUUUCAAGUGGACCAGUUCUUCUCGCUUUUGGCCAUUCGUAACCUGAGCAUUCUCGACUUAAGCUUUUGCUGGUGUGUCUCAGACCAGGACAUUCCCUUUGUCACGCAGCUCCCAAACCUUCGUGAGCUCUACCUGGAAUACUGUGAGGACAUCCGGGAUACAGGUGUGGCAUUGGUUGUAAGCCGUGGCCAUAACUUGAAAACCUUGGCCCUUGACGGCACUAAGAUCACAGAUGAGGCAAUCCGCACAAUUGCCGAAAAUGCAUUUGCACUGGAAAGAUUGUUUGUUGGCAGCACAGCGGUUACUGAUAUCGGUGUUUUGCACCUCUCCAAAGGAAAGUGCUUUUCAUUACAGGAGCUUUGUCUCUUUAGCACAAGGGUUACUGUGCAGACAAUGAAGGUGCUGGUUGAUGUUUUCCCACAGCUGCAGUGGCUGAACUUGGAGAACACACUCAUUGAUAUUGGAGAUAGUCCCCUAAUUGCCAAGCAGGUGCCACCGGGCUGCACAGUUCUUGUGGAUGGAGUGCGCUUUCACCUGGGGGUUGGCUGCAACCAUUCUGUGGACCGGUUGCGACUACAAGAUUGAAGAGGCAGCAUGUCCUACCUGACUGCCAUGCCAACCUUUAAGUGUGCCUCGUGUGCUAGGUAGCUCAAAGAAGUAUAAUUGUUUGAGACAUUGAAGUGGGCUGGAGUGACACCAGUGUCCAUGACAAUUUGCCUGAAUCAACACUUUACAUGUGGCCCAUACACACUGAAAAGUGGGCUCAUUUAGAGUAAUAGUGCAAACUAUUGGUUUUAGCUGGUGUCGACUAUCCCAGUCAGCCAAGAGAGAGUUUGGGUCCCACAUCAAAGGGACCCUGAAAUGAUUUCUUAAUACCAGGGUGGAAAAAAAAAAAAAGGCCAUCUUGGCAACCAUCGCAUUGGCUGACAUUGACGCCAUGUAGCAAGCACAAAACGCUUUGGAAAAAGAAAAGAAAUGCUUCUGCCUCUAGUGUCAACAGACAAAAUGGAGUGCUGUUAUAACACACUUUCUGAUGAUAAUGUGCAUCUUGCUGUUGUCUCCGUGACCAAGGGAAGAAGUACAGCUGGAGUUUCAGAUUAGUCACUUCACUGAAGCGACAUGGAUAUGUCCUUGAGUUGAGGUGUUCAGUAUUAACUUUGGCACUUUGGUUGGAACACAAGCUGUAGAUAUUUGGUCUUCAGAGCUACGAGCAUGGUACUGUGUCAUUAUGUGUAAAAGCAACAUGAAGACAUUGUCGCCAAGGCCCCAUAACAAAUACUUCGAAUCCAGGAUUGUUUAAAUUGUACUUUUUAUACCUUAUGCUUGUGUAGCUUGAAAAAUAUUGUAUGCAUCUUGGCUGUAUCAGAUUACCAUUAACUGCAGCUCUAUUGCUUUGAAAGGCACUGAAACUCUGUUGGUGGAAUUGCAUUUGAAGUCCAGUGCAGCUACGCUUGAUAACUAACACCACAUGCACGGCUGCUGAGCACAAACUUGAACAUUUAGUGUGUGAUCAGCUGCCGAGGUUCAGAGUAGGAAGGAAAGAAAGCCAUUGUGUUUGUUACAUCGAAAUGUCUACUUAAGAUGCCUCAGCACUGUAGCUGAGGCGAAAUUUUUUAUUGCUUAGGAGGAGUGUGUGCAGGCCACAGUCAUUGACAAACAGUGAAUGUUGUGUUUUUUCAGAGGUGUUUUAUGUAUUUGCCUACCUCUGUAUGUUCUUGCCUCGCUUUUAUUUAUUCUUAUUUGUGUUUGCAUAUUACUUUGUGACUUUCAUGGCUUUUUCAUUUUUUCUUGUGCUGGAAUGCAUUUACAUUUAAAUGUAAUGUCACCUGUGCACAAGACAGGCAUAAGCUAAGAGCAAAGUUUAGCAAAGAAAGUAUAGAAUUUUAUUCACCAUUCAUUUUAUUUUUGUAAUAUCUUUAUCAUUAUAUUUUUGUAAGCAACUUUUUUCUGGUUAUAGCAUGUGCAUGCUCGACCUUCAGAAACUGACUCUUGAAAGGUGUAUGUCCCACCUCUUCUGUCCUUUUAGCUGUCAGCCUAAGUCAGAUUGAUUUUACUGUGUGUGGUGAGGGAGUGGAGGAGAUACCACAACAUUGUCCAUACAAAUACCAUUGCAUUGCUAUCUGUAUAUUUAUGUGUUACAUGCUGUGUAUGUGCAGUUUGAUAUUGCAUCGAUAUUGCAUCGACACAAACUUCACAAGUAGCUGGCAGGCCAGCACUAAACUGUCCAUAUGACAUAAAGCCUGUGUUUUACAAUUGGCAUUUUAUACAAGAAGCCACUGUUGAAAUUUCUUGUGAUGGAAAUUUGUGGCAAUGUUUUGUGUAACAGCUUGCUAAUCAUUUUUUUUCUGCCAUUUGUAGUGUGGUUGGUGGCUUCAAAGUUAACUGAUCUAUAAAUUUUGACUCAUAUCAUAGCUUUCAUUUUGCAGUGUUCAGAAUGCCAGUGUUGUAAUGUUGUUUAAAGGCAAAAAAUGAACUAGCAUCUUUUAGAGUUUGCUUAUUUAUACUACUCAUUGCAGGACCUCAUUGGAGUAGGACAUCCACCUGUGAGAAUAGGCUCACAGGCUUCAUUUGUCAAGACAGAGAUGUGUAGUAAAUGUUGCACACAGCAACAUAUUUUUAUUGUUUUUGUAUGCAGCUAUUGUAGCAGCUGCUGCUGCAUAAGUAAUGUUUUGGUCCUGUGUGUUCGUGUCCGUGUGGGAAGCUGACCAUGUGCGUUGUAGGCUUUGGCCCUUACACAUGCAAGCAUUUGUGUGUUUGUCCAUUUGAGAAGCCAUGUCUAUUUAUUAAUAAUUCACUACUUCCCCACUUGUGGUGUGAAAUGGUUGAGUGAUCAGAGUGCAAGGAAUCAAAGGGAUUGAGUGAUCAGAGUGCAAGGAAUCAAAGGGACGAUGCAGCAUGAAAUAUUUUAAUACGUGCCAGCCAUAAGGUAAUCUGCCUACAGUGUGGAGCACGGAGCAGAGACAGGGUGGAAGUAAAUGAAGUGUAAACCUGAUUGCCUUUUCAUUUCUGCCCUUCCCUGGCUUUGGAGGCCACAUUGCCGCCAUUUAUUUUUCAUAAUCAAGUUGUGCACUUUGCUGUAUUUCGAGCUAAAGGUCCAUUGAAAAAAAAAAAAAACAAAUUUUAAUCUAAGCCUUGAGCAAAACCAGAGCCAUGUGUGCUGUGUUGGAACAGCUACCGAGACUCGAGAAAGCCUGCUUGGUCUUCCACUGUUCAGCCAAGGACAUCUCGAAGAGUGCACCAUGUUUUGAGGGUGCAGUUUUUUGGCUGCGUUUAUACUUUGAUCAAGGUGUCGGCUGUUAAAAACCGAGGAGCAAUGUCUUUACCAAAGUCUAGGCAGACAUGUCUGUCUUAAUGUAGUUGUUAGCCUCAGCCAGGGUGCAGUGCACACCUUAACCCAUACUUUUUUUUUUUUUGAAACAUUUAACAAUAUGCAGUUUUAAAUGAAAAGCAUUGGCUGUAAGUGCACCAGCCACUCUUGCUGCAAACACUGUGCAAGAAAAUGUGGCACUUUUGUGGUGCACGGUACAAUAUGCAGUUAUCACUUAUUGCUUACCGCAAGUCAACGUCAAAGCUUGUAAUGUUGACAUCCCUUGUGCGGUUCCUUGGUUCUGUGUUGUACAGGGUAAGCCUAGCUCAUGUAGUUGUGUGUUACUUUUAUGCUUUUUUGAGCAUUGUAUAUAACACUAAGCAAAAGGAUUUCUGAUGUUCUGGUGACUAUGAACUUUGGUGAGGAGGCCCAAGUUUAUUGGUGCAGCCUAGAGAUUGCAGUGUGUGAUCAUUGCAGAGUAGCUUUGUAAUAUGAAUAAUGUCUUUAAUAUCAUACUAAGCACAUGUAAAACCAAACUGGUCAGAAUACUUUCCCUACGUAGAUCCAUUUGCUAGCCACAUUUUUACAAUGUCUAGAGGCUUUGUGGAGGAUGUACUGCUGAAAAACUCAUUUUAAGACUUUGGUAUCAUCAAAAUUUUGCCAAACUAUUAAUGAGAUUAGCAUUAUUAGCCUACUUUGGCCACUUUGUGUCUAUCUAUUCUAGCCUUUGUACCCCGUUUUUCAAUUUAAAAAAAAAUGUUUCAAAUUUUCCUAGUGCUGGGCAGAAUAAAACCCGCAUCACACAGAUUUCUUAAGCACCACAGCCCGAUGCUUAAGAGCCACGAAUGCCCGGGCUGAGCGAGGGAUUAAUUUUCAGCAUUAGCACCCACCGGCGUAGUUUCAGAGGCCAUGCAAAGACUUGGUGCGUGCUGCUAGAUGGUGCAUCGUGUCCCGAGGGAAGCGCGAGAGAAGAGCCCGGCUGCAGUACACGGUGUCUCGCUACAUUGCUUGAUGCUAAUUGCAUUAACGUCGACAGUCAUUGUAACAUGGGUGUUCUCUUUUUUCUCAUUCUGUAAUUAUGCAGUGGCAGUCAUAACUUGUAGCAUUUGUUGCAGAGGUGUGUGGUUGCCACUAAAGAAAUUGGGCAAAAGAAAACCUUAUGCCUAAUGUUUGUUUUUUGCAGUAAAUGUGCAAACAUAAGCUGACCUUCUAAAGCUACAUAAGUCUGCCGUGGUAGCUUUGUGGCUAUGGCAUUGCGCUGAUAAACUUGAGGUCACGGGGUCGGUUCCUGGUGGCUACUUUUUAAUGGGGGCGGAAUGCAAAAACGCUUGUGUACUUGAAUUUAAGUGCACAUUAAAGAACCCCAGGUGGUCAAAAUUAAUCUGGAGUCCCUCACUACGGCGUGCCUCAAAUCAGAUUAUGGUUUUGCCUUGUAAAACCCCCUAAUUUUUUUUUAUAAGCAUUGCAUUUUGUCAGCUGGGUGCAUAGCAUUUGCUGCUGCAGUAAAUUGCAAUUCUUGUCAUCAUUCGACCAUCUGCUAGUAGGCAUGGUUUGUCCCACUUCUGUUCAAGUCACAUGUAAGGUGUUGCCGUAAAACUUCGACAUUGCAGAAACCACGUAUUAGGGCAACAAGUCAAAUCAUCUUAUAUAUAUAGACAUUUCUUUGCCAGAAGAAAAGAUAAUAGUUUUUUUUUCACGAGGUUCAAUGAAAUGUAAUUGCAUGUUGGCAAUCGAUACCUAGAUUUGUGUUUCUUGUUAACAUUAUCAACAAAAGAAGUUGCUUCAUGUAAUGUAGCCUGGUCUUCAGUUAUAUAUUCAAGCCAAAAUUGUACUGUCAAAAUAAUGUCCUUGACUAAGGUGUUGCAGAAGAAUUGGGACUAUUUACAGUGUGUGCGAGUUUGGCAUAACUGAUGAUACCAUUUGGAAUAUUUAUUCAAAAGCAACGAAAGGACACCCUAUGUAGUGUAGAUGGUCUGGUAAUAAAGAAUAGUAGAUAUUUAAGCUUAUUUUAUAUAUACCCCUUAAAGAAAAACAUCUCUAGUUUUGGCUGAACUUGUGAAGCUGACAGUUGAAAAAUUGAUCUUGGGGAAAUCACCUUGAAAAGCAUCCAGGAUCUGUGAUACGUAAUGAAGUUCAAGUGAGAGUGUGUAAGCUUGCAGCUAGAGAGUCUAAAUAUCCUGUCCGAAUGUUUAGUAUUGGUCCCUGUUAUGAUAUCUGUAGUCCACAGCUACAAUAGAAUAGGGAUAAAGCUUUUGUGAAGUAGUCUGUGCACGUAAGUGAAAACUCAAAAGAGAUUGUUAUAAUGGUUUGUAUGCUUUGUCUAUGCAUUUCAAACCAUUCAGAAGCCAAUUAUGCAAUUGUGUGCCUUUCAACAACCUGCCGAAGGCAUAAGGAGUGUCGACAAAAAAAAUAAUGCUGUUGGAAUGCCCUGGCAAAGAGCGUUUGUAAAGUUGCAUUUGUAGUGGCAUAGCUUGGAAAAUUUUUAAAGUUUGACUGUGUAGUUUAUGUGGUAAGAAUGAAUGUUUGCUGAAACCGUUGUUUCUGCCAUUUCUGUUCACUUUUGCUUGAACUGGUUUGCAGCAGUUCUUUCCUCUUUUUUUUUUUUGCACAUUGGUGACAUUGAUCUGCUCAGCUUAUUUAGUUUCUUUAUGCAGAGUGCAUGCAUAGAUUGUAUAUGUACAUGUUAUCUCAUGCAUGUUAUUUGAGUAUACAUAUCGUGCUGGUGUUAACAUUUUAAAGACAUACUUGGAAUAGUGUUUGGAUACACUGGCACACUCAGCUCUUGUGGACGUGGUUCUCACUUGGUGCAAGUGUUGUACUGCAGAGCAUAGCACUUUGUGUGUCAGCAGUUUUUGUGAGAAACGAUGCGCAGUCUAGUUGGUUGUCUCACUAUGAAGUCUAGAAGAGCUGGAUUCACUAGUGUAUUGAUGAACAGAACAGUGAUGGCUGUAUUUCUUUUCUGCUGUCUAUGCUGGCACUGUUUCAUUGAGACUAUUGUUCUUGACAAGGUUUUCAGUGAGGUUUUAGUGAUCUGCCACCAUCUUUUACAUUGUGUUACAGUGGCAUGUCGCUAGCGGGCAGCUGUACGCAGACUUAGCCUUCUAAUGCCACUUUUACUGUGUGUUAAGUUCCUAAGAAAGCUUUUGUGGUACUGUGGACUAACUCUAGGAGGCACGCAACUUUUCUUUUAGAUUGGUGUUUAGUAAUUGGUUCAGGUCGCAAUAAUUGAUGUCUGUUAUGGAAGCACACACAGCCCUGUAUAGAUUAUUUCUGUCUGUUCAAGCAAAUGUUUGCAUUUCUGUGCUAGCUGACAUUGCUACUGUGCCAUCAGUUUAGUGUUUAGUGCCCUCGCUUCUUCACUAUACAACUUAGCUGUGAUACAUGUAUAUAUGACACCUACAAUAAAUGUGUAUGCAAACCAUA
Molecule: messenger RNA, 7249 nt
Organism: Dermacentor silvarum
Lineage: Eukaryota; Metazoa; Arthropoda; Arachnida; Ixodida; Ixodidae
Product: F-box/LRR-repeat protein 12
Exons: 2
Coding region: 103-1104 (333 amino acids)
Biological process (GO): SCF-dependent proteasomal ubiquitin-dependent protein catabolic process
Cellular component (GO): SCF ubiquitin ligase complex
Molecular function (GO): protein binding
Source: RefSeq, a predicted model, not a curated record